Molecule: messenger RNA, 1751 nt
Organism: Scomber scombrus (Atlantic mackerel)
Lineage: Eukaryota; Metazoa; Chordata; Actinopteri; Scombriformes; Scombridae
Gene: tmem276a
Product: transmembrane protein 276a
Exons: 4
Coding region: 230-1132 (300 amino acids)
Cellular component (GO): membrane
Source: RefSeq, a predicted model, not a curated record
UAGCUCAUCCAGGCCCCCAAAUUUAUUUAUCCUCUGCUUCGGAAUUUGGCUCUUUUCGGCGAUGCUUGACACAUCAAAGAAAUGAGAGCUUUGGGGAUUCCUGUGCAUCUCAGAUUUCCAUGUAUUGCUGAAUUUCCUCCCCGCCUCAGACACUGACAGCAGCAGCCAGGAGCAGAUUCCUGCUGUCCCGUGAAAUUAUCACGGCAGCGAGGCGAGAUACGCAUGGAACAUGGCUGCGAUGAGGACUUUAACCGUGGCAGGUCUUUUUUUGGCAUUUUGCGCUUUGGGACUGAUUGCAGUGGCCAUCAGCACUGACAACUGGUAUGAGACUGAUGCAAGGAGGCACCGGGAACGCUGCAAGAAUUAUUCAAACAAAAGAAACGACCCCGGCUACAUUUACAUCUCCAACAACAACCUUCCACUUCGCAUGUUGCCAAAAGAGAAAAAUGUGGAGAGAAGAGGCUCCAGUGUCAGCGGGGAAAUGCUGCUGCGCGCAAAGCGGCACUUCUUGCCUCCUGCCCCGGCCAUGGAGUCCCUCUGCAGUCGGCAUUUCAACUCCACCAUCACGGGACUGUGGAGAAAGUGCCACCGAGGGGGGUUUGACUUGGAGACAGAGGAUUUGAUCUUUAAAGGAUUGGUUCCGCGCUGCACACCAAUAAAAUACUACUACUCAUCAUCGGCGCUCCCCAGAAAUCUGCCAAUCAAUCUGACGAAGACAAUAAGGCAGGAUGAGUGGCACGCUCUCCACCUCCAGAGGAUGACUGUCAGCUUCAUAGGCAUGGCCAUUUCCAUCAUCCUGUUCGGCUGGAUCAUUGGUGUGCUGGGAUGCUGUAAGGAGCAUGAUCUGAUGCAGUAUGUCGCUGGACUGCUCUUCCUCAUGGGAGGGACAUGCUGCAUAAUCUCCCUUUGCACAUGUGUGGCCGGGAUCAACUUUGAACUGUCCCGCUAUCCUCGUUACAUGUUUGGAAUACCAGAUGACAUCAGUCACGGUUACGGCUGGUCCAUGUUUUGCGCGUGGGGUGGACUGGGCCUUACGUUGCUGGCUGGCUUCCUGUGCACACUCGCUCCUUCCCUCUACCCUCCACACACCCCUGUCGUGCACAAGCCCAGGCAGGAGAACGGCUGUGUGUGACAGGCUGCCGCACAUCUAACAGACACCUGUCUCAUCCUGAAACAGUGACGAGCCCUGUUCAGAGGACAGUUUUUAUCCAGGGACUCAGCAGAGAGAGACUUCACACAGACAGCUUGGCAAAGAGAAAGCACAGGACACUGGCUCUCACUCACAUGAAAAAGAAAAAAGGGGAGACGUUUGACUGAAGAUGAUUUCAGUUCCUCUGGUGCUUUUUUUCUGUCCCUCUUUAUGAAUGAACUGUUCAGUGUUAUUGCUUGCUCUUCAAGAGGAGAAUAGUAAACAUUUCUUCCUGUAAAAUAUGCUAGUUUGAGAAAAAAAAGGAGAAAAAUAAAACACUGGCAGAAGAUCAAUAGCACAACUUUGAAAUCUAUAUUGAAGAUGAAACUCUGGAUGUGUACCGCCACAUUUCAAAGGGCAACUGUGUAUCAUUAUGUACUCAUUCAAAACAAGAUAUGUACAUGUACUUUUUGAAUUGUAUGUAUGCAGAUGCAUUUGUGUUUAUUCAAGGGAAAAAUAUGAGCAUUAAGACCAAACUGUGUUUGAGGGAAAUGUUUUGAUGUUCUUGAGGUCGUACCCCCAUCGAAAUAUUUUUGAAAAAUAAAACAGCCAUGCAAAACUA